Pollicipes pollicipes is the source of this 1405-nucleotide messenger RNA. Its product is annotated as SCO-spondin. Lineage: Eukaryota; Metazoa; Arthropoda; Thecostraca; Pollicipedomorpha; Pollicipedidae. Bases 244 to 876 code for a protein of 210 amino acids. The record is from RefSeq and is a predicted model, not a curated record. Gene Ontology annotation, molecular function: protein binding. Gene Ontology annotation, biological process: N-glycan processing. Gene Ontology annotation, cellular component: glucosidase II complex. The transcript is spliced from 2 exons.
GGAGGGGACUAAAAGCCCGGCGAUGCCUGUCGACAGCCUUAUGUCGAUAUGCUGUGCUACAUUCUGCUCUGUAAUGUAAAUAUGCAAUGGGAAAUCAAAGUAUUCUUGGUAACUUUGCCUAGCUUUGUCCACAAACAUUUGCGUCAUUUCCAGCAGGCAGCCUUUUCUGCCAUCUGCUGGUCUGCUGGGCACCUGCCACCCUCAGCUGGGUGCCAGGUCUGAGUGGGCCCAUCCACAGUGACCAUGACCUGGUACCGCUGCUAUGUUCGCUGGCGGCACGGCGCGCGCCGGCCAUCGCGCAUCCUGCUGGUCAUAGGCUGCCUGCUGCUGCUGCUGGCCAUGCUGCUGCUGGGCCGGCUGCGCGCUGCCACACAGCACGCGCCCGCGCCUGCGCCGCUCGGCCAGCGCAAGUACGAGCGUGUGCGCGCCCUGGUGGUGCCGCCGCGCGUCGACCCGCGCAACCAAGGCCGGCGCAAGGGUGAGGACGCGCCACUUGGCGGCGCCCGGCCGGACUCGAACCUUGCGCCGGCGUUGCCAGAUGUCACCCCGGCCGGCGUGCGGCCGGAGGUGGCUGCACUCUACCGGCUCGCCGAGUUCACGUGUCUGCGCAGCGGUGAGCAGCUGCCACGCGCCCGGGUGAACGACGACUACUGUGACUGCGCCGACGGCACUGACGAGCCCGGCACGGCGGCGUGCGCCAACGGCGUGUUCCACUGUCGCGGCCGCGACCUGCCGGCCAGCAGAGUCGGCGAUGGCGUGUGCGACUGCUGUGACGGCAGCGACGAGGCCGGCGUUGGCCGUCCCGCCUUCUGGCUGCCGGAGGAUGUGCAGCGUCGCCUGGGUCACCGCCAGGCGCCCUGUCCCGACACGUGCUAGCCGGUGGUGUACUGUGCUCUGCGGCGCACCGAGCUGUGUUGCGAUGGUUUUGCUACGGAGGGUUUCGGAUUCGGCGGCGAGGGUUUAUUCCUGUGCGUCGCAGCGUGGGCAUUGCUCUCAUGCGCCAUGCGCUCCCGCUGUGGUAUUCUGACUGCGAAUAGAAGUGAAGCAGCAGCUGUGCAUGGUAGCUGUGCUCUUACUUUCUCGCUUCCUUUCUCAAGUGUUGUUGGUAUUUCUGAGUGUUGCGUUAUGUCAUGUCCUCGUAUGACAGAAACGUUUGUUGUGAAGCGGGUUUCGUGGAGCGAGCACAGGUCAUACUGUGAAGUUAAGCGCAGGAGGUCAGGUCGUAUGAUCUGUUUUCUAUCGUUGGGUCAGGUCGUGUGACCUGUUUUGUAUCGUUGGGAUAAACUCGUGAAGUACGUUAUCCGAGGUGGCGGAAUUGUGCACCCCACGCUCAUUUGCGGUCACGUCCAUGCCGGGUGUACCGCCGUUUCCCAGUAGUGUGACGUAAACAGGGAAGUGAGCUCUC